AUGCGGUCCCAGCUCAGCGUCCAAAGCCCACCAGAGUCCCCAUCUCAGCCUCCAGAGCCCCCUAAGAAGGUAGAACCAUACCCAGUCCAGCAGGAAGCCCCUGCUCAGCCUUUAGAGCCCCCUAAUGAGAUACAACCUUCUCCAACCCAGCAGGAGGCCCCAGCUCAGUCCCCUGUCCCCCAGCAGGCCCCAGCUAUAUCUCCUGAGCCCCCUAAGGAGGUGGAAUCUUCUCCCACACAGCCAGAGGCCCCAGCUCAGCCUUCAGAGCCCCCUGAGAAGGUAGAACCAUCUCUAGCCCAGCAGGAAGCCCCAGCUCAGCCUCUAGAACUCCCUGACAAAGUGGAACCUUUUCCAGUCCCUCAAGAGACCCAUUCUCAGCUUCCACAGUCUCCUGAGAAGGUAGAAUCCUCUCCAGUCCUGCAAGAAGCCCCAUCUCUACCUCUAGAGCCCCUUAAGGAGGUAGAACCUUCUCCAACCCAGGAAGAGGCUCUAGUUCAGCCUCCAGAACCACCUAAGGAGGUUGUAGCACAACCUCCAGUCCAUAAUGAGGUGACAGUUCCACCUCUAGGACAAGCGCAAGCUCAGCAUUCAAACUUGCCCAGUGCCACUGUUAAACCUGUUGAUCUGGAGCUUACUAUCAGCAUCCAGAGCCGACUAAGGAACUUGUAUCCCAACCUCACAUAUAUCAAGAGGCAGCAGUUCCAACACCACACCAGGAUCAAGCUCAGCAUUGGUGGUCACCAAAUGUGA
This is a messenger RNA of Zalophus californianus (California sea lion), 750 nucleotides long. RefSeq lists its product as uncharacterized. Bases 1 to 750 code for a protein of 249 amino acids. The record is from RefSeq and is a predicted model, not a curated record. Lineage: Eukaryota; Metazoa; Chordata; Mammalia; Carnivora; Otariidae. The transcript has 4 exons.